UAUAUUUCCCGACCGUUGAGAUUGAAAGCUCCCUCUUUGACAACUCGCAACUCUUUACACUCUAUAGUGCUCUCUCUCUCCAACGGUCUUCUUCUCCUCCAAAACUCCGCUCUCCAAAGAUCCGAUCUUUUUCUUCUUCUUCUGCGAUUUCUCUUCCCAAAUGGGCACCAAAGAGCUUCUGGACUCCCCCCCUCCGCGCCGGAACUGGCACAACAUCUUCAACGCGCUGGUACAGAUGCUGCGGUCUCAGCAAUCGAACCUCGAGACGAUGGCCGCCGACAGAAAAGUCUUCAAAGAUCGCGUCAGAGUGCAAGAAGAGAAGUGGAUCUCCGCGUUUCAUCUCUUGGGAGAUCAAAUCCGCCAGAUGAAGGUGGACUUGGAAUUGAAAGAAAUGGAAGGCUCCGUUGAGUCGGCCAAGUUAGGGUGGGCUCUUAGCAUGAAGCAACAAGAGGCUUAUAUCGCGAAACUCAAGUUAGAAUACUCAGACAGUGAGGUAGAAGGUUUUAAAGCAUGGUUUGACCUACACUCCAACAAAAAUACCACCUUAAAGCAGCAAUGUGAUAAGCUUGCUUCCGAAAAGAGCUUCGCGUGGCAUCAGUACGACCUUAUGGAAAAUGAUUACAAAACUAAACUGAAGAGCAAGAAUUCUGAACUUGAGCAGGCGAAUGCAAAGAUACAAACUCUUCUCGCCAGUAUGGAGCAGUUACAGUCCUCAAGUACCGAAAAGGAUGACAAGAUUGGAAUUUUAAUAAGUAAAGUUGCUAAGAUGGAGACUGAUUCAAACAAGUUCAAGGAGGAAAUUUCUAAACUUUCAAAGGAGUUGGAAACAUUAAGAAAUUCCGCAAGUACUUCGUCUACUCCUGUUUUGAACCGGUGUACAACAAGAACUAGAGGCAAGAGUAGUGUUAAUGUAACUGUGAAGAAAGAUUCGUCGGCUGCACAACGUCCUCAUCCUUCAAAGGACACCAAAAGGGGGAGCGGCAGUUCAAAGAGAAACGCAGAUGAUGUUAUAACCAUUACCGAGACUCCAAAGUUGUUCUCAUCCAGAUUUAAAGUACCCAAGUUGAAGAAUGCAUCAUCACCCAGUGUAAGAUAACCGUCCCACCCAACGGCGUUUUCCUAACGGCGAUUGUCACACCGUAGUUUCAUGUGGAGUUGUUCAGUUUUAGCUUGUCUUGUGUUCUCCUAGAGUUCAUUGCUUUUGUGUAAAUUAUGUGUCAAUCCUAACAAGUAGUAAAAUAUAUGAUUGGAUCUGUGAAUCA
Pyrus x bretschneideri (Chinese white pear) is the source of this 1262-nucleotide messenger RNA. RefSeq lists its product as uncharacterized. The transcript has 4 exons. Lineage: Eukaryota; Viridiplantae; Streptophyta; Magnoliopsida; Rosales; Rosaceae. Bases 161 to 1096 code for a protein of 311 amino acids. The record is from RefSeq and is a predicted model, not a curated record.